Molecule: messenger RNA, 2568 nt
Organism: Paralichthys olivaceus (Japanese flounder)
Lineage: Eukaryota; Metazoa; Chordata; Actinopteri; Pleuronectiformes; Paralichthyidae
Product: CSC1-like protein 2
Cellular component (GO): plasma membrane
Molecular function (GO): calcium-activated cation channel activity; nucleic acid binding
Source: RefSeq, a predicted model, not a curated record
CUUUUGUAGAACCAGUGAAUCUUCAAUGUUUCAUACUCUACUUCUCAAAGGCAGCGCUGCAUUUUAAAGAAAAUUAAUAUACCUUCUUCAGAUUAAACAGCAGGUUCUACUCCAAUGAUGCCUCCCAAACAACAAUUUUGGUUGCAAAAUGGCAUCAAUACUCCCUCUUUCCCGAUUCAACAGGCCAGUACCAUUUUCAUCCCACAAAAUGCUACCUGCUCCGGCCGCAACAGCAGUUUCGAUGGAAUCUUCUUCGGAGGAGUGCCCAUGGUUUUAGCACUCAAUUGUGGUGGCUUUCUGCUGCUGCUAUUACUGUUCUGCCUCAUCAGGACGAAGUGUUGCGACCAUGGGCGUAUAGCUCUGGUUGCAGACAAUGCACAGGUAAUGGAGGAAGGACACGGUAAUGGAAAUGCGUCACUUCCAUCUACUGCAGCUGAAAAGGGAUUCUUGUCUUGGAUUCGUUUCACCUACAAUUUGAGUGAUGAACAAAUACAAGCCAAAAGUGGCCUGGACGGAAUUAACUACUUAUCCUUUAAGCGCCAUCUGAUCUUCUUGCUGUUCCUAAUGACUUUGAUCUCCCUGUCAGUCAUACUGCCAAUCAAUUUGAGUGUAAACCUACUAGCCGAUGUUAAUUUCGAAGGAUUAACUAUCAGGAAUCUUCCAAAUGGAAACAGCCUGUUAUGGGUGCACACAGGAGUUGCAGUUAUCUUCUUGAUCCUGACAAUUAUUCUGCUGCGACGUCACACAUCUCAAGUACAAGACAGAAGCAGAGAGAAGACCACAAACACCUUGUUUGUGCGUUCAGUUCCUAAAACAGCAACGGUAGAAGAUAUCAAUGCCCAUUUCAUAGAGGCGUACCCGACCUGCGAAGUUACGGCCGUGACCCUGGGCUAUGACGUGAACAAGCUCAUGAGCAUUGAUCAGGACAGGAUUAAAGCAGGAGAACACCUGCACUACUACAAGUCUAUCCCAGAGAACUCAGAAAAACCUAGGAAGGUCAACCCUCGUGUGUGUGGCCAACUCCGGUGCUGUUGCAGUUCUCAGGAGGUUGAUGCCAUCGAGUUCUACAGAAAUAAAGAACAACACCUCUUGGACAAGAUGAGGGAGGAGCUGGAAAAGGAAUUACCACGCCCCCUGGGGAUGGCCUUUGUGACCUUUAAGACCAAUGCCAUGGCCAAACAAGUUCUGAAAGACUUCAACGCUGUCAAGUGCAAGACAUUCUUCUGCGGAAGAAGGCCCAAGUCUUCAUCCAAAAGUGAAGGUCUGAAAGUGAAGAAUUGGAGAGUCAAAUUCGCAACUUUUGCCAGAUCCAUCAACUGGAAGAAUCUGUCAGUGCAGAGGUUCAAAUGGUUUGGGCGAUUUCUUCUCGUCAACUUGGCCCUCCUGGCCCUGGUCACAUUCCUCACGACUCCCUCCAUGAAUGUGAAUGCAUUGAACAGUGUGACAGUACCCCUCACCAAUCUCAUGGUUCCCAUUCUCAGUCAGUUCUUCCCCACUCUUCUGCUGGCGGUGUUUUCUUCAUUGCUUCCUUCCAUAGUUUACCAUUCUACAUCCUUUGAAUCACACUGGAGCAGCUCCAGUGAGCAGCUGACCACGAUGCGUAAACUUUACUUUUUCCUGCUCUUCAUGGUGCUCAUCCUCCCCUCACUAGGACUCACCAGUAUUGCAGGCUUAUUAGAAUGGCUGAUUGAACGCUUUUUCCACGGCACAGGGACAUUGAGGUUUGCGUGUUUGUUUAAGCCUAACCAGGGAGUAUUCGUGGUCAACUAUGUGAUCACAGCAGCGUUUUUGGGCUCUGUGUUGGAAUUGCUGCGGUUUCCAGACUUACUGGUUUAUAUCUUUCGUUUGAUAUUUGCACGCUCUGCAGCUGAAAGGAAAUAUGUCAAACAGGACCAGGCCUACGCAUCUCAAUAUGGAUCCAUGUAUGGCUGGACCCUCUGUGUGUUCACCGUUAUUACGACUUACAGCAUCAUUUGUCCAAUCAUUACGCCUUUUGGUCUACUGUUCAUGUCAAUAAGACACUUUGUGGACAAACACAACCUCUACUCUGCCUACCUUCCCAACCCCCUUAAUAGCCAUGUCCACAUAGAAGCUAUCAACAUGGUCAUGGCCGCACCCAUCAUCUGCCUUCUGUGGCUUUACUUCUACUUUGGCGUCACAUCAGGUUUCUGGAGCUCCAUAGCUAUCUUCACCAUGGUGUUUCCAUUGAUCACUGCUUUUGUCUGCAUGGCACAGAAGUUCUUUGGCUAUUUCAAAUACCUCAGCCCACACAGCUAUAAGGUGAAAAAAGAAGACAGGGAAGAGGUAGCUGAGGAAGAACAAGAGGUCUACCUUCCUAGGGUGCUUCAUCCUGAAGCACCUGCCCGCACCAUGAUUCAGCAGACUGAUGAAGCUGCAGAUUGCAGCCUGAAAAUCAGAGUCAGUCCAGUGGCUAAAAAUCAGUCUGAUUCAGCAAAAAAUGUAAUUCAUGACCUUUUUGAAGAUGCAGCCAACAGCCAGACCAUCAGAACCAGUCCAGUGGUGGAAGACCCAUACACUGAUGUAGUGGAGUUAAUCUGUGAGACAUGA